Molecule: messenger RNA, 5137 nt
Organism: Gymnodraco acuticeps
Lineage: Eukaryota; Metazoa; Chordata; Actinopteri; Perciformes; Bathydraconidae
Gene: kank1a
Product: KN motif and ankyrin repeat domains 1a
Exons: 12
Coding region: 306-4280 (1324 amino acids)
Biological process (GO): negative regulation of actin filament polymerization
Cellular component (GO): cytoskeleton; cytoplasm
Molecular function (GO): protein binding
Source: RefSeq, a predicted model, not a curated record
ACUCGCUGCUGUGGCGGAUAAGUACAAAGAGGCUGCUGGUGGUGGUGCGGACGGGACGUGCUGUGUGCCACGGGGCUGAAGUAUAACCUUGCAGAAGUUUUGACGUUACGUUAAUACCUCAACCGGACGUUUUCUCCUUCAAUAAUUUAACUCCAAGGACAACCAGAGAACAGGAGUUGCAUUCGGGUCUAAAAACAGCGUGUGGAGACACUGGUCUGCAGGUUGCAUGGUAAUCUGGAUUUGAUGCAUGGCAGUUGCAUGACCGCAGUAGGUCUUGUUGCGGGACUAAGCACACAGCUGCAGCCAUGGCACAAACCAUGCACGUGAAUGGCAAUGGCUCAGAAAGAGGACAAAGAUGCCCAAGCACAGAGACCGAGAAGGACUCUGUGGCCCCCUACUAUGUUGAAACUCCCUAUGGUUAUCAGCUAGACCUUGACUUCCUCAAAUAUGUCGAUGACAUUGAGAGGGGCAACACCAUUAGGAAGCUGAGUAUCCAGAGGAAGCCGAAAGUGGCCAAACCCUUGGCGGUGCCUCGGGGCAGCACUGGUGGGGGCAGCACCCAGGCUGAAUGGACCUCCACGGACUCCCUUUCCUCGUCCAACAGCGACGGCAAGCAGUCCCCAGUCUUCUUCAACUCCAGGCCCCAGGUCACUGCACCGCUCACCCCAACCUUCUCCAGAGCAACUUGUGAAGUCCCCCUGCAGCAAUCUUAUUUGGGCAUCACAGAUCAGAAGCUGUUACUGCCACCUCCUUCGCCAAGGUUUGCCCCUCGUCACAACCCCCAGGUGGAAAAAACCCUCAUGGAGACGCGAUUUCGUCUUGAGCAGGAGCGUCUGCUCAUGCAGCCGCACAGCGAUCCUCCGAUGCCGCGCCGCCGUCUCGCCAGCUUCGGUGGCAUGGGAUCCAACAGCUCGCUUUCCUCUUACUCAGGCUCCAUUGCCACAAGCCAAAUCUCUCCCAGCACCCAUCAUCCUCUCCCCAUCAACGGAAACUUCCCCAAUGGAGAUUAUAAUAACUACUACACGCAAUCCAUGGGCAGCUCCAUUCGCCACAGCCCCAUGAGCUCCGGCAUGGCCACGCCUGUGACAAACGUCAGCCCAUUACACCUACAACAAAUCCGGGAGCAGAUGGUUGUGGCCUUAAAGAAGCUAAAGGAGCUAGAGGAGCAGGUUAAAACCAUUCCUAUCUUACAGGUUAAGAUUGCUGUUCUUCAGGAAGAGAAAAGACAAUUGGCUGCUCAGUCCAAAAAUCCAGGUCCUGGUGGCUUUCGCAAGCGCUCCUACAGUGUAGGCAGCGCUGACCAAAUGGAGAACCCGGGACUCAUCCAAAAGGAAACGGAGUUGCACAUCAUGGAGCCUGAAGCCCAGGAACAAAGCGCUCAGCGGCUGGAGGAGUUCAGACGUCUGGCUUCUGAGGUCCAAGCUCUGGAGAAGACAACCCUGGAUAAUAAUAUAACUGAAAUUCAGCCUCAUAAGCUCAAGCAAAGCAAGUCCAUUGGCAUAGUUACUGAUGAAAAUAUGAACAACCUUCCUCUCAGUCGGAGGACAAAUGCACAUUGUUUCCAGGAUGUCGGAGUAUCAACGGAGCCGCAGGAAAUGCGCAGUGCUGCUGUUGGCGUGACCGAGGCCAUGCUGGGCAUGACCAGUGAAGCUGAAAGGGAGAUCGAGCUCCAGCAGCAGACCAUCGAAUCACUGAAGGAGAAGAUCUACCGCCUGGAGGUGCAGCUGAAAGAAAGUACUCACCAAAUAGAAAUGGGGAAGCUUAAACUGGAGCUCCAAGCGGCCGGUGGGUCCAACAAGAAGAAAGCGGACAAAGGUUCGAUGGCCAGGCCAGAGAUGUACAACGCGUGUGUGGAGGCCAAAGUCCAGAUGCGCAGCCAGGGAGUGGGUGACCAUCUGGAGCUCAGUAAUGCAAACACAGCUAGAACUCUACAAACCCACACUAUAGGAGUGUCCUGUCAACUCAGUGUGCAGAGUGUUGCCACAGGCCCAGAGAUCCCCAUGGACCGGUGGGUGGUGCGUGAGAGUGUGGAGGUAAAAGACAAAUGUGUCGGGAGAUGGGUGGAGACCUGCCACCAGCUAGUUGGCGUGGAGAUGAAUGUUUGCGAGGUGGGUGUUAACACGGAGGAAUCAGUAGAUAGCUUGGCUCUCUGUAAACCCAUGACGGAGUUGAGCAAAGAGUCGAGGUCCGUCGGCUGUGGGGAUUGUUCAGUAGAUGUGAUCGUUAGUCCCAUUAAGACGCUGGUGUCGCAAGGAACAGACCCAGAUUACUUGCUCAAAGUGGACUCUGGUGUCAUGGCCGCUCCUGAGUCAGCAACUCAGCAGACCAAUACUGAGACGGAAGUAGUGAGCAAAUCCACCAAUACAAAGACAGCUGUCCUGACCGACUCUUUCACUGAUAUGGGGUUGAUCACAUGUGACAAAAACACCAACACGACUGUGUAUGAGACGAGGACAGUUGCUGCCGGGGAGGGUCUAAUCAAAGAUGUUCACUCAACGGUAAAGAUGCGCUCAGUUGCUGUUGGAACCACCACGGACGAGGAGUCAUUUGUUGGCCGAUCGAGCUCUACUAAAACCAAAGAAUUUGGGGUUGGACCAGUUAGCAUCCAUGAAAACUUCUUGGUUGGAUUAAAAACGAGGAACAUUGCAUGCGGCCCAUCCCAGGGACCUGAAUGUGUCACGAGCAGCAGCAAAGAGACUGCAGAGGUGGAGACUGAGGCUGCACCACCGCAAGCUCAGGCCCAGGGGGGCGCCGGACUGGACCAUUACAUCGAGAGGGUUCAGCAUCUGUUACAGGAGCAACAGAUGCUGCUGGCGGAGAACUACAGCGAGCUUGCUGACGCUUUUGGUCAGCCCCAAUCCCAGUUUGGAUCCAUCAACAGUCAGCUGGUCAGCACGCUCUCGUCCAUCAACGUGGUGAUGAAGCAUGGAAGCGCAGAGGACAUCCUCAAGCAGCAGUCGGACUCUGUGAACUCGAAUGAAGAGAGCAGUCAGCAGCUCCAGUCACACAUGGAGAAGACUCCAUCGGACCUGACUCCUGCAGACACACCUGCACAGCAGCAGAUCAGUGCAGCGGAGCAGAAGAGCCGUAUGGACCUCCAGAUGUCUACAGCGCUAAAUGGGCAGCCAUGCAGCCAAAACACCCUGAAAUCCAUCAUGAAGAAGAAAGAUGGCCGACCCGACUCCAACGGCACCAAGAAGAACCUGCAGUUUGUCGGCGUGAACGGAGGGUAUGAGACUACAUCAAGUGACGACUCCAGCUCAGAGGACAGCAGCUCCUCAGGUUCGGAUGAAGAGGAUGAGGAAGAGGAAGAAGAUGAGGAGAAAGAGUUUGGAGAAAAGCCGGAGGGAUUUCAGAACGUGGAGGGAAAGAGCACUAGGGAGGAGUUUCAGCCUGAGGGAGCAGAGGACGUGAAGAAGCAAAAGGAGGAAGAGGAAAGUUCAGAGAAGCAGGAGUUGAGAGAGAGGUAUGAGCUAAGUGAGAAACUGCUGGCUGCGAGCAACAUUCUCAAAACUCACCACAGUGACCCCAAAGCUGUGAGCAGUAAAGAUCUGAGAGCCUGUCUGAACACGGUGCAGCACGAGUGGUUUCGUGUGUCCAGCCAGAAGGCUGCGAUGUCAGCCAUGGUGGAGGACUACCUGGGGGCCUUCGAGGCCAUCUCGCCUGCCGUGCUGCGUCACAUCGUCAACAUGGCCGACGGAAACGGCAACACGGCGCUACACUACAGCGUGUCGCACUCCAACUUCCUGGUGGUGAAAAAGCUGCUGGAUGCAGAUGUGUGCAACGUGAACCAGCAGAACAAUGCGGGAUACACGCCCAUCAUGCUGGCCGCGCUGGCCGCAGUGGAGUCGCCCAAGGACAUGCGUAUCGUGGAUGAGCUCUUCAGCAAGGGCGAUGUAAACGCUCGGGCCAGCCAGGCUGGGCAGACGGGGCUGAUGCUGGCGGUCAGUCACGGCAGGAUGGACAUGGUUCGGGCCCUGCUGGCUCACGGGGCCGACGUCAACAUACAGGACGACGAGGGCUCCACGGCGCUGAUGUGCGCCAGCGAGCACGGACACGUGGAGAUCGUCAAACUGCUGCUUGCUCAGCCUGGGUGUGACGCCACCCUGAGCGAUGGCGAUGAGAGUAAUGCCCUGUCAAUCGCUCUAGAAGCAGGACACAAGGACAUUGCAGUACUGCUGUAUGCACAUGUCAACUUCUCCAAAGCCCAGUCCCCUGGGACCCCUAGACUUGGCAGAAAGACCUCACCCAGUCCCACUCGGAGGAGCAUGUUCGAUUAAGUGCCCCGUCUCUCAGAACAAACCCUGCGCUGCUAUUGGUUCACGCUGCCUUACCCACAGCUGACGAGGGACACAAUCCCAAGCACCAACCAAUUAGAUGUCUGGAAAUAUUUGUUAUUUAUGUGCACACUGACUAGCCCAAAGUGCCCUUUGAAUAUGAAUGUAACCAGCUGGUGCCUCAAGUCCCAUCCGGAUCCGCCUGUAAUAAUCAGCUAACCAACACGGACACAGAUUCAACCACUAAUUGCCAUUUUUUUUAAUGUACUUUAUAUUUUUCGCAAUUUGACAACUUUCUCUUUAUUUUUAAAGCUCUAUGUUGAUCAUUCAAGAGCACCAAACAUUUGUGAUUUUUUUUUUUUUUUUUUGCAUUCGAGUACACCGAAAAAUCCAACCACAUGUUAGAGGAAAUAUUUCCUGUAUAUAUUAAUCACCUCGACAUCCCGGCCUCAGACAUGUGCGCUCGGUUCUCUGCAGUGUGUGUAGAACUCGUGCGGAUCAAUGCAUCGAUUAAUAGACGCGUCCUAGACUGGAGAAAUUGUACUUUUAUACAAAUCCUUUGUAUCUAUUUAAAAAGAAGAAUCACAGUAUUUUGAAUAUUUCCUAUUACUGCUUAACGACCCAUGAAGUUAUAUAUUUAUCAAAGUAUAGUUUUUAAUGCAGAUAUAUGUAUUUCAUUGUACAUAGUGGUUAUUAGAGUUUAGUUAUUACUCCUUUUUUGUCCACUUUCUUUCCGUCUGUCUCAUGUAAUAUAAGCUGUCUGUCCUCUAGUAUUCAUCAAGGUACUGACUUUCAUCCUUCAAUGAGAAAGUGCCUGAGACUACGCAAUAUAACAAUAAACAUCAAUUAAAGAAUAUAAA